Exophiala oligosperma is the source of this 2086-nucleotide messenger RNA. RefSeq lists its product as uncharacterized. The transcript is spliced from 2 exons. Gene Ontology annotation, biological process: cytoskeleton-dependent intracellular transport; cytoplasmic microtubule organization. NCBI's taxonomy places the organism in Eukaryota, Fungi, Ascomycota, Eurotiomycetes, Chaetothyriales, Herpotrichiellaceae. Gene Ontology annotation, cellular component: cytoplasm; centrosome. The record is from RefSeq and is a predicted model, not a curated record. Gene Ontology annotation, molecular function: dynein light intermediate chain binding; microtubule binding. Bases 98 to 1927 code for a protein of 609 amino acids.
CAACGCUCACUCCAUACAAAUACCGAACAAUACUACCAAAUUGCUGACAACCUACACUCGUCAAGUCGUUAAUCGAUCCUUGAUGACAAUUUGAGCCAUGGGAGAGAAAGAAGACAAAGAAAAGGCUGAGAAAUUGGCAGCGGCGAAAAAAAGGGUCGCUCAACUACAAAAGAAGAAGAAAGCAACUUCAGGUUCAACCAACGCAGGCGAGAAGUCGGGUUCGAAAAGCAAAGCGAAGAAAGCCGACAAAGCCAAAGACGAUGAAGUAGAUGGAGCUGAGGCCGAGCAGGAAGAAGUUGUAGAAAUUCCAGAUGACAAUGCGAAGCCAGCCGAUACCGACGAUGCAAGCCCAGCUGCGCAGACGGCUACCGACGCAGACGAAGAAGGUCCCAAGGAUGCGGAAGCCCAACAAUCUCCCGAUCCCUCCUCUGCCCCUUCGGCCGAACCUGAGUCGGUCUCUCCUACCAAGGGCCCGCGACAUUCCAGCCGUCAACCCAGCGUCAGUAUACAGAGUAAGAUCCGCAGCACGAGCUUUAGGGACAAUGGACCGUUGAGCCCAGCUGCGGCGCCGGGAAGCUUGGCCCGUAUUGAAGAGCUUGAGCGAGAGAACAAACGCCUGGCUAAGGAGGCAGAGGAACAUGAGAAGAGAUGGCGACGUGUCGAGGAGGAAUUGGAGGAACUGCGCGAGCAGAAUGCCGAGAAAUUGGCCGACUCCAACGGUAACGAGGAGAGUGGCACGGCCGUCAGCAGACUCCGUGCUGAAAUUGAGACAUUAAGGCGCAGGUUGAGUACGUCGAGUCGGCGCGAGAGUGUGGGUGCCAAUGACGGCGGUUCUUUACGUGCAGAACUCGAGAGUAAGGAUGCUACAAUUGCCGAUAUGCAGCUUGAGAUCUCCCGGUUACGAGGACAGUUGUCCAGCCAGACUGCAGGUUGCGAGACGCAUGGAGAGCAGAUUGCGGCGCUGCAGGCAAACCUCUCGAGCGCAGAGGCAAAAAUAAAAAGCCUCGAGACCGAGCUUGGUGACACGAAAAAGGCGCUCAGUAAAGCCAGCGAAAAGGCCGUCAUAGAUGGUACGGAGAGGACAAGUAAGGACACGAAGAUUCGUGGACUAGAGAGAGAAUUAACCGAGGCUGUCACCCAAAAAGAUGAGCUUACGAAGAAAGUCGAGCAACUGGACAAGAAAAUUGAGGCAAUGAACAAAUUACACCGGGAGGCAGAAUCGAGGAAUGCGGCCAAAUUUGCGAGCGCAGAAGCGAGCGCGAGAGAGUUACCUGCGCUACGAGAGAAGAUCGCAAAAGCAGAGAGUGAAAAUACGAGGUUGAGAGAGAAGCACAAACGCGUCAUGAGUGGUGACGGAGGCGGUGAAGGAUUGGAUGAGCUUGAAGACGAAGAGAGGCAGAAGCUCGAGAGGAAGAUCAGGGAACUUGAAGGACAGGUCUUUGAUCUCCAGCGAGGUGUAUGGAGAGACAAACGGGUACAGAUGCAGCCCAGAGGAGAUGAUGCUUCAAGGACAUCGAUGGACCAGGCUGAAGAGUUUGACGAGGUCGACCUAUCUGGGUCUGGGAAUGCUAGCAGACGAAGGAGCUCUGCGAAUGGUCUACGUCAGGGACAGACAAAGCAUUCAGGCUUCACACAGGUCUUGAACUCAGGGUUGGCGGCAUUCAGAGCGAGCACGACAUCGCCAGAUGCGCAACAUCGAGGGUCGACGAGACCCAGGAAUGACUCUCUGUUGGAGGAAUUCGACGAUGACGCGUUUGAUGAAAGUGCUUUUGCAAGGGCACAGCGAGAAGAAGAGCAACGGAAGAUGGUCGAGCAUGUCAGGGAAGUGAAGAGAGGACUGAAGCAAUGGACUGGCUGGAGGUUGGAUCUCGUAGAUGCCAGACGGGCCGGUGCUGGAGUUGGGUUUGGAGAAAUCUUUGAUGUGUAGAGAGGAAUCAUGAGAGAGCUAUGAAGAAACGAAGACCAGCGAGAAACACAGAAUGUUGGCUAGGUGAACUUCUCGGUACCUGGUCGAUGCCGUGGCUGCAGAGAAGAGGUAUUUUGUUGUUAUAUGAGGAUGAACCAAGCAAUCUAACCACAUUCCAAC